Molecule: messenger RNA, 2544 nt
Organism: Lithohypha guttulata
Lineage: Eukaryota; Fungi; Ascomycota; Eurotiomycetes; Chaetothyriales; Trichomeriaceae
Gene: SEC27
Product: Coatomer subunit beta'
Exons: 2
Coding region: 1-2544 (847 amino acids)
Biological process (GO): intra-Golgi vesicle-mediated transport; endoplasmic reticulum to Golgi vesicle-mediated transport; retrograde vesicle-mediated transport, Golgi to endoplasmic reticulum
Cellular component (GO): COPI vesicle coat
Molecular function (GO): protein binding; structural molecule activity
Source: RefSeq, a predicted model, not a curated record
AUGAGGCUCGAUGUGAAGCGCCAGCUUUUUGCGCGCUCCGAACGUGUGAAAGGCAUUGACUUUCACCCUACCGAGCCAUGGAUCCUCACGACAUUGUACAGUGGCCAUGCCUACAUUUGGUCCUAUGAGACACAGGCGAUUGUCAAGACCUUCGAGCUGACAGAUGUUCCCGUUCGAGCUGGUAGGUUCAUCGCCAGAAAGAAUUGGAUCGUCUGUGGUUCGGACGACUUUCAGCUUCGUGUGUACAAUUACAACACUUCUGAGAAGAUCACCUCCUUCGAAGCCCAUCCCGACUACAUUCGUUCGAUAGUCGUGCACCCUACGCAACCUUUCGUCCUCACAGCCUCAGAUGACAUGACGAUAAAGUUAUGGGAUUGGGACAAGGCAUGGAAGUGCGUUCAAGUAUUCGAGGGUCAUUCACAUUAUGUGAUGGGCUUGGCCAUUAAUCCUAAAGACACAAACACAUUUGCGUCCGCAUGUCUGGAUCGGACGGUCAAGAUAUGGAACUUGGGUUCGGGCCAUGCCAAUUUUACCCUCGAAGCACACGAAGCCAAGGGUGUCAACCACGUCGAUUACUACCCGCAGGCUGACAAGCCAUACAUCCUAACUACCUCGGACGAUAAGACUGUCAAGGUUUGGGACUACACAACAAAAGCACUGAUAGCCACAUUGGAGGGACACACUAGCAACGUCUCCUUUGCUUGUUACCAUCCCGAACUACCCGUCAUAAUAUCCGGCUCUGAGGACGGCACUGUGAAGAUAUGGCAUGCAAACACUUACAGGCUAGAACAAUCGCUGAGCUACGGCCUGGAAAGAGCAUGGUGCGUCAGCUACCAGAGAGGUCGACAAGGCAUAGCUAUGGGUUUCGACGAUGGCGCCGUGGUGGUAAAGAUGGGUCGAGAAGAACCUGCAGUUUCCAUGCAUGAAGGCAAGAUGGUAUGGGCGCGUCACAACGAAGUCAUUUCUGCAGUCAUCAAAGGCGACGUUUCCGUGAAAGAUGGACAGCCGCUGAAUCUGCCCACAAAGGAUCUCGGAUCGUGCGAGAUCUACCCCCAGACUCUUUCGCAUUCACCAAAUGGUAGGUUCGUUGCUGUUUGUGGUGAUGGCGAGUUCAUUGUCUACACCGCCAUCGCAUGGAGAAAUCAAGCCUUCGGCUCCGCCCUGGAUUUUGCUUGGGGCUCAAAAGACAACAAUACCGACUAUGCCAUCCGUGAGUCCGCUACAUCAGUGAAGAUCUUCCGGAAGAUGAAAGAGGCUCCAGGCGGACUCGACGUGGGCUUUCAAGCUGAAGGUCUGAGUGGUGGCGUCUUGCUUGGUGUAAAAGGCCAAGGCGGUAUCGGCAUGUUUGAUUGGGCUACCGGAAACCUCGUACGACGUAUCGAAGUUGAGCCACGUGAAGUUUAUUGGUCGGAAUCAGGAGAGUUGGUGGCUCUUGCUUGCAACGACACAACAUACGUGCUUCGAUAUAGUCGAGAAGCAUACCUAGAAGGCCUCAAUGCAGGCCUGGCCGAUGAAGAUGGCGUCGAAUCUGCCUUUGAGGUCGUCACAGAUAUCAACGAGAGUAUCACGACUGGAGAAUGGGUUGGAGAUUGCUUUAUUUAUACAAACUCAACCAACAGACUCAAUUAUCUAGUUGGUGAGCAGACAUACACUAUAUCACAUUUCGACCAGCCGAUGUACUUGCUAGGAUACCUGCAAAGAGAUGGUAGAUUAUACGUGUGCGACAAAGAUGUGCAAGUCAUCUCCUUUGCAUUGUCUCUCACGGUUGUCGAGUACCAAACGCUGGUCCUUCGAGGUGAGGUCGAUGCUGCGCAGGGCUUGCUCAGUGAGAUCCCUGAUGGCGAAAUGAACAAGAUUGCCCGCUUUUUGGAAGGUCAAGGAUACAAAGAGAUGGCUCUAGAGGUAGCGACGGAUCCAGAACAUCGAUUUGAGCUUGCUCUGAGUUUGAACAAUCUGGCAGUCGCACUCGAGCUUGCUAAGACUUCUGAUCAGGAGCACAAGUGGAAGACUGUUGGUGACGCAGCAAUGGUGGCCUGGGACGUGCGGUUAGCUCAAGAAUGUUUCACACAGGCGAAGGACCUUGGCAGUUUGCUAUUGCUAUACUCAAGUUCGGGUGAUAAGACAGGUUUAAAAAGUCUAGCCAACCAGGCAGAGGAAAGUGGCAGCAACAAUAUCGCAUUCUCAAGUUUGUGGUUGAGUGGUGAUGUCGACGCUGCCAUUGAGCUGCUCACGCGAACAGGACGAACGAGUGAAGCUGUACUAUUCAGUCAAACAUACAAACCAAGCCGGACCGCUUCUCUAGUGAAGCAAUGGAAAGAGAGUCUCGAAAAACAAGGCAAGACGAAGGUUUCAAAACUGAUAGGUGUGCCAGGAGAGGACGAAGAGCUCUUUCCAGACUGGGACGAAUAUCUGAGGCUGGAGAAGGACGGCGCUCAGGAGUCCUCAGUAGAUCUGAAUGGCUCGGCAGACGAGGUAGCAUCAGGGGAGAUCAAUGGCGAGACGGCGGAAGCUGACGUUGAAGCUGCCGAAGAGGUUGAGGCAUGA